Molecule: messenger RNA, 1487 nt
Organism: Colossoma macropomum (tambaqui)
Lineage: Eukaryota; Metazoa; Chordata; Actinopteri; Characiformes; Serrasalmidae
Gene: cunh1orf74
Product: chromosome unknown C1orf74 homolog
Exons: 1
Coding region: 392-1186 (264 amino acids)
Source: RefSeq, a predicted model, not a curated record
AACAGGAAACGUGUUGAGAAGCAAAGCGGAGCUCAAUGUUAACGUUUCUGGUAAACGACAUAAAAACAGUAAAGCAGAUUUUUAAAUAUAUUUACUCUGUUCUAAGUUUAAGACGUCUGUAACGUUGCCUAACCUGUUGGUUGGUUAGCUAGCAACAACAGAACGUAGCUUUUACAGAUUUUUUGCCCAUAACUGUGAUUAAAAAAGAAGACAAGAAAGAUGUGUGAAGAUGUUUAUCUCAGCUUAAACCACACAAGAGAGUCCUGAUCCAAAUAAGUUUUAUGCCUGUUGAUGAGCAUUCCUGAAAGGAUAAGCCAUCCAUGAUUGAGUUUAUGGUCAAGGCCGUUCAGAUUUAUUUGUGUUCAUAGCUGGUUCUGGAGAACGAGGAAACAUGGUCAACCCGGCAGACAUUUUUAUCUCAACUGCCCAGAAGUUCCUGAGUUGUGGGAAUAAAAAGAAACGACUUCCUCCAUCAUCAUGCCUUGAUUUAGCUGUCCAGAUUUUAGCAGUGAACCUGGGACUUAAACCAGCUAUUUUGUAUGACAGCAACGCUGCAUCUGCGGAACAAAUCCUGCAGUAUGUGAACUCACUAGAGGAGAUCGGAUUGCUGUCUAGAGCACUGCAGAUAGUCUCCAUCGAUGGGAACACUCUUGUUGUGAACUCUGAGCUGAUGAAGUCACACCUGGCAGAACUAUUGCAAAAAAGAAGUCUUAUCACUUUUGAUGUUUGUCCUUGGAGAGAGCAGCCAACCAUGAGUGGCAUGGAGAGUAAAACUGAGGACAUGGUCAAAGACAUCUUGGCGUUCUUAAUGAACAAAGAGGAGACUCAAUCUUCAGUCAGUGUGUUGGGAGAGGAGCUGUAUGGUCAGUGGAACUUGUGCACUCUUUUUGGGAUCCUUUUGGGCUAUCCUGCUUCUUACUGGUUUGAUCAGUCCCAGGGCUUUGAGAACUGUCUGAGUAUGACACCACUGGUGGUGAACAAAGUUUGGGUCUGCUGGCAAACAGGUGAUGGAAAGCACUGCAGUUGUAUUUACUCUUUCAGUGUUCCUGAAAUACUGUGGUCAGAAACCUACACUCACAUAGAGCAGUGGACCAAGCUUUUGAGACAGAGAUUUAGCAAACAAGCUGUUUUGACUGAGCUCCAUUUUUCAAAGGAAACAGUCAUUUUGCCCUCUGUAACUUUGUGAGUGCUUUUUAAAGUUCCCUACACAUUUACUUGAACCUUCAGCUGAUUUCAAGGCUCUGUAUCAAUAAUAAGACAUUUUGAAGUUAUUUAAAAAUGUAUUUAUUUCUAAGGUAAAGACAUCUUCCCUGCAUUACAUGGCAGCAUUCAAUAAUGGAGAACAUUUCAUUUAAUUCCAAGGAAUAUUACUAAUAUUCAUUACAGUCCAAAUAAUGCCCCAGGGUAUAUGUCACAGGAAAUACAUCCUCUCUCUCAUACACAACUGUGUUAUGACUCUACAAUAAAUAUAUUUUUUACAUGUUUAA